This is a messenger RNA of Acanthosepion pharaonis, 978 nucleotides long. The record is from the annotation of a GenBank genome assembly. NCBI's taxonomy places the organism in Eukaryota, Metazoa, Mollusca, Cephalopoda, Sepiida, Sepiidae.
AUGGAAAAACUCCUUUCUCCUCCUCUUGUGCCUCUUCUUCUUUCUCCUCCUCUUGUGCCUCUUCUUCUUUCUCCUCCUCUUGUGCCUCUUCUUCUUUCUCCUCCUCUUGUGCCUCUUCUUCUUUCUCCUCCUCUUGUGCCUCUUCUUCUUCUUUCUCCUCCCUUCGUGCCUCCUCUUCUUUUCUCCUCCCCUUGUGCCUCCUCUUCUGUCUUUCUCUUCCCCUUGUGCCUCCUCUUCUACUUUCUCUUCCCCUUGGCCUCCUCUUCUACUUUCUCUUCCCCUUGUGCCUCCUCUUCUGCUUUCUCUUCCCCUUGUGCCUCCUCUUCUUUCUCUCUUCCCCUUGUCUUUCCUCCUCUUCUACUUUCUCUUCCCCUUGUGCCUCCUCUUCUUCUUUCUCUUCCCCUUGUGCCUCCUCUUCUUCUUUCUCUUCCCCUUGUGCCUCCUCUUCUUCUUUCUCUUCCCUUGUGCCUCCUCUUCUUCUUUCUCUUCCCUUGUUCUUUCCUCCUCUUCUUCUUUCUCUUCCCUUCUUCCUCCUCUUCUUCUUUCUCUUCCCCUUGUGCCUCCUCUUCUUCCCCUUUGUGCCUCCUCUUCUUCUUUCUCUUCCCCUUGUGCCUCCUCUUCUUCCCCUUUGUGCCUCCUCUUCUUCUUUCUCUUCCCCUUGUGCCUCCUCUUCUUCCCCUUUGUGCCUCCUCUUCUUCCCCCCUUUGUGCCUCCUCUUCUUCUUUCUCUUCCCCUUGUGCCUCUCUUCUUUCCCUUGUGCCUCCUCUUCUUCUUUCCUCUUCCCUCUUGUGCCUCCUCUUCUUCUUUCUCUUCCCCUUGUGCCUCCUCUUCUUCUUUCUCUUCCCCUUGUGCCUCCUCUUCUUCUUUCUCUUCCCCUUGUGCCUCCUCUUCUUCUUUCUCUUCCCCUUGUGCCUCCUCUUCUUCUUUCUCCUCCUCCUCCUACACUCCUUCUUCUUCGUCCUCCUUGGAUGUCUUUGA